Messenger RNA from Leptinotarsa decemlineata (Colorado potato beetle), 2730 nucleotides. It is a transcript of the gene PIG-G, whose product is annotated as Phosphatidylinositol glycan anchor biosynthesis class G. Gene Ontology annotation, biological process: GPI anchor biosynthetic process. Gene Ontology annotation, cellular component: endoplasmic reticulum membrane. The record is from RefSeq and is a predicted model, not a curated record. Lineage: Eukaryota; Metazoa; Arthropoda; Insecta; Coleoptera; Chrysomelidae.
UUAGAGCGAGAGAGAGAGGUAGGUAGGUUAGAAACUCCCAAAAACUACAAAUAUAUAUUUAUUCAAAUAAUGAAACAACUCAUAAAUUUUGACACAUAACUGUUGGAGAUGGAUAUACAUACCGUGACUUUGGUUAGUAGUGACAAACAGAGCUGAAUUGCAGAAUCAACCAGUUAAAUAGAGAUAAAGACAUUAAGGCAACAAAAAAACAUUUUAUCGUUUACAUCCCAGGAACUAAUAAAUGAAAAAAGUAAUUACAUUGAAAAGAAUGUACAACUCUUUAAGGCUCUAUUUACUGGUGUUUGUAAGUGUCCUCUUGUUUAUUUGCGGAUUUUUUCCUAUACCCAACACUACAGAACAAUUCAUGAAUGAACCACCAAAUCAUAUUAAUAAUAUUACUUUAAAAAAACAGAACUAUUUCAUUCCUGUAUUUAAAAAAGCUGUUUUGAUUGUGAUAGAUGCUCUGCGAUUUGAUUUUGUAACGCCCGAUUUAAUGCCUUUAACUUUUGGCCUCGUCAUAGAAAAUGGGUGCAUUAGUAAAGUAAAGGUAGAGGCUCCAACAGUAACACUACCUCGUGUAAAAGCUUUGACAUCUGGAAAUAUACCACAAUUCAUUGAUGUGGUUUUGAAUUUAAUGGGUACAGGCAUUUUACAAGACAGUUUGAUACAUUCUGCAGAUAAAAGUGGAAAAAAGGUGAUAUUUUAUGGAGAUGAUACAUGGUUGAAACUAUUUCCAAAUAAAUUCUUGCGUUACGAAGGAACAAAUUCUUUCUUCGUAAGAGAUUUCAAAGAGGUAGAUGAUAAUGUUACAAGAAAUAUAAACAUUGAACUUGAAAAUGGCGACUGGGAUAUUAUGAUUCUCCAUUAUUUAGGUCUAGAUCAUAUUGGUCAUGUCUACGGUCCAUUUUCCUCAUUUGUACCUGAGAAGCUAAGAGAAAUGGAUCAAAUAGUACAAAAAAUCUAUGAAAAAAUGUCAACUAAAAGUGAAACCCUUCUUGUUGUUACUGGAGAUCAUGGGAUGAGGGAUAGUGGAGGGCACGGAGGUUCAACCUAUUCAGAAACAAAUGUACCCUUACUGCUUAUGGGACUUCAAUGUGAAAACAGCAGUUUUCUUCAAACUGACAUUCCUGUGAAUUUAGCCAUCUUGCUUGGAUUGAGUAUUCCUUCUUCUGCCAUCGGCAAAGUGCAAAAAAGUAUGCUCCCGUUCGGUUUAGAAAAGUAUUUGUAUGUUUUGAGAUAUAACUGUUUGUUAUUGAAACAGAAGAGUUCUAUUUGCGAUGAUCAUCUUGAUUUAGCUACUUCUUUACAUGAAACCUACUUGAUGAAUUCCAAUCAACAAAUUGGUUGGCGAGCAACUGAAUUGUACGAAAAAUGUUCAGAAAUGAUAAGGAACACUUUAAUCAAAUCAUCAGUUGAACAAAGUGUGAGCUCUCUGAUAAUAUCUAUGCUGGUAAUGUUAAAUGUUUUGAUAAUGCUUUAUUUGAAAAUUGUAACAAAUGAUAAGUUUGCAAAACUUGAAAUCCUAAAAAUCUGGUAUCUUUUUCUAUCAAUUGCAAUGGGUUUUUGUUUGGUUUUUGGCCCAAUAUUAUUUUUGAUAAUUUUAAUUUCAUUCACAAUUUUUCUUACCAACUUGACAUCGCUUAAAAAGAUUCACUUCAAAUUUCCUGACCCCAUUUCAAGUUCUUUCAUAGUAUUCAAUGUGAUUCAUCCAAUUACUUUUUUAUCCUCAAGCUUUAUUGAAGAAGAACAUCAGUUUUGGUAUUUUUUGAAUAUCCUUUUCAUAUUCAUAUUUGCCGUAAAUAUGUUAAAAAAUAAUUUCAAUGAAUUAUUAUUUUGCUGUAUUCUAUUGAUUGCUUUCAGAUUUUUACGAACCAUUAAUUCAACAGGCGAUAAAUGGGCCAACAUUCCAGAUUUUUCAGACUGGCUUCUGAAAGAGAGUAAUAAAUGUAUGUAUCAAUUGCAUUCUUCCUUUGGGUUUCUUCUUUCCUCUUAUGCUCAAUAUAAGCUAGUAAAUUCGCAAAAACCUGGAAUUCACAUAGCAAAUUUCAUAAUUAUGUUGUUGAUUUUUGUUUUUAAAAAUUAUGAAUCAAACACAUUGGCUAAAAUUAUUUGGCUCUUGCUUUUAUCUCAUGCUCUUAUAUUUAACAAGUGUUCAAAAAUCGUACUGUGGAUCUUUAUUUCUGUACUCUUGAUGAAACCUUAUAAUAUUAUUUUAAUACCAUAUUGCAUAUUUUCAAGUUUGUUUUUUUCAAAAUACCUCAAAACAAUCGAGAGUCUUGUGCUAUAUCAUAUCUGCUUAGGAAACAUGUUAUAUUUUGCUCAGGGCCACAGUAAUAGUUUAGCAAGUGUUGAUAUUUCAGUUGGAUAUAUAGGUUUGGAUGAAUACAAACCAAUUUUAGUUAUAGGGCAGGUCAUUUGUCAUACUUUUAUUUUCCAAGUGCUUUGUCAUUUUUUGGUAAUGAGAAACAAAACAAAUAAAAUUAUUGUUUGGGAUAUUUUGUUGUGUAAUCGACUGUACAUUUAUAUUAUUACCUGUUUGGUAACUUAUUUUUUCAGGAAUCAUUUGUUCAUAUGGUCAGUAUUUGCACCAAAAGUAUUCAUAGAAAGUGUUCAUACUGUGUUUUUAGUUGUUGAAUUUAUUUUUUAUCUUUUUUGUAAUAGGUACCUACAAGGUUGAAUAUCAAAAGACUGAGAAACAUCAAUGAUAAAUAAAUGUAUGAAAGAUAUGAA